CUACUAAUCAGAUAUUUCUACCAUGCUAGUGUUCCAGCAGGAGCUAGACACCAAACACGACAAGCAUGAGCGCCUGGUCAAACUCAGCAGAGACAUCACCAUUGAAAGCAAGAGGACAAUCUUUCUACUGCACAGAGUCACCAGUGUCCCAGACGUGGAGGAGGUCCUCACAGAAGCUGAUCUGAAGCUGGAUGGAGUGAGACUGAACAUCAGAAUGAUUUCUGAGGAGCUCAGAGGAGAGGACCUGCACCAGUUCCAUAGAGCCUUCACACCAGGUACAGGCGGACAGACAGGCGGACAGACAGACAGACAGGCAGACACAGAGGACACAACGGCAGGACAUGCAGUCCUCCGGUUUCCAGUUAACCUCCUGAUUUUGUGA
Molecule: messenger RNA, 382 nt
Organism: Salvelinus namaycush (lake trout)
Lineage: Eukaryota; Metazoa; Chordata; Actinopteri; Salmoniformes; Salmonidae
Product: translin-associated protein X-like
Exons: 2
Coding region: 23-382 (119 amino acids)
Cellular component (GO): cytoplasm; nucleus
Molecular function (GO): RNA binding; sequence-specific DNA binding; RNA endonuclease activity
Source: RefSeq, a predicted model, not a curated record